AUGAUGUCUUUCCAACGACUUAUGUUCGCGGCCCGCGCCGCCAGGGACGCUCUCACACGAGCUGCUCCUCUGGCAGAUGCUGUCAUAAAAUCCCUUAUAUCAGUCAUAGUUAUCUGCUGCAUCGCCGUCUCAUCCCCCCAGUCGGCUUCGGCGAAACCCUUCGCUUUUAGUUUCCCGGCGAGCUGGUCGCUGGCAGGCUUGGUGGGCAGUGUCGGUGCCAGGUCUGAAGUGGAAAAGAGAGACGCUGGUGUGAAGCCCUACACUGGGAGACGAGUGGGCAACGAUACUCUUCGCAUGAUCUAUUACCAUGAUCAGACUGUCGCCGUUGUGGAGCUAGGGGAGGACAAGCUGCUUCUCAACUGCGAGCUCAUCGAGACAUUUGAUGAGGACGACACGGGCCGACUCCUCCGGAAACUCAGUCGCAUCAACCGCCCGCUGGGCAUCAACUUUCCGCAAAUGGUGAAGCUCAUGGGCCAGUGCCAGCAGGUAACAUCACGUCUCUACCAACAGGUUGAGGGGGUAGAAUCUAAUGACGUGAGUCACCGCGACGGGUGGCAGGAGCGCGGGGACGGUGCCGCUGAAGAACGUCUUCGAGCUGGUGGCGCACACGCUGGCCUACUUGGUGGUAGCCCUCUAUCUCUGCUGCAGGGGAUUAUACCUGGCACAAAAUGGUGUGGCACAGGCGACAUAGCGAACGACUACCACGACCUAGGCGCAGACCGCUGGCUCGACCGCUGCUGCCGAACCCACGACCUCUGUCCCAGUAAAGUGCGCGCAUUCUCCCGACGAUACAACCUUACCAAUAACUCACUCUACAGCAAAUCUCAUUGUACUUGCGACGACAUGCUCUUCGACUGUCUCAAAGCGACCAACACCUCGGCCGCACAUCUCAUGGGACACAUAUACUUUAAUAUCGUUCAAGUGCCGUGCUUAGAGGAUCUUCCUACCGGCCGACGCUUCAGAGAAGCGAGACAAGGGUUC
This is a messenger RNA of Brenthis ino (lesser marbled fritillary), 981 nucleotides long. The record is from the annotation of a GenBank genome assembly. Lineage: Eukaryota; Metazoa; Arthropoda; Insecta; Lepidoptera; Nymphalidae.